AUGACUGUCGAUCCCCGGCAACUACCCCGGAGUGUGCGAUAUGGCGCCGUCUUGACAGUUAAUAUGUUUGUCUUCAUGGGCAACAUGUAUUCUGCCGGCCUGGCAACGGCGUUUAGCUCUCUGGCCGAAGACUUGGAGGUGAGCUAUGCCAAACUAUCCGGUCUUGUCACCUGGUCAGUCCUCUCGAUGGGACUGGCCAAUCUGUUCUGGAUGCCUUGUGCGCUGUGCUUUGGCAAACGGCCCGUUGUCUUGGUCUCGAUGGCCAUGUUCCUUGGGGGAACGAUCUGGAGUGCGGUGGCGCCAGGAUACAACAGCUUGCUUGCCUCGAGGGUGUUUGCCUCUGUUGGCUAUGGUUCGAUUGAGUCUCUAGGACCCAGUAUUCUAGCAGAUCUCUUCUAUGAACGUCACUACGCCAGCGCCAUGGCCGUCUUUGCCGCGUUUCUCUCCGCCGGAUCCCAGGUCGGCCCCAUGAUAGCGGGAUACCUCGUCACCGCGCGUGGCUGGCGGUGGUUCUUUUACCUCUGCAGCAUCCUCACAGGAGCGAAUCUCUUGACCACGAUAUUCUUCCUCCCGGAGACCCUGUACGAGCCUGACGUUGACGAGACCACCAUGCUACAAGAGGGAGAUGCCGAUCGCGAAAAGGAUACAUACGCCCACGUCGAGAGGACUCAGGCAUCGGCGAUGGCCUUAGAUGGCUCCGUCUCGCACUGGAAAAGUCUCUACACCGUCAGCUUGUCCAGGGCUGCCAAGGAAAAGGGCGUGUUCAGGCACUUUGCUACUCUCUUCGUCUUACCUCUUCCCCUGUUGAUCAUUCCUGGGGUUCUUCUUGCCUCCAUCAUGUAUGGAGUUGUAUUAGGGGGAACCGUCGCGAUUUCCACCCUUCUCGCCGACCUCCUCUCCCCCCCUCCCUACCUCUUCUCCGCCGCAGACAUCGGCCUCUUCACCUUCACCAGCUUCAUCGGCAUCCUGAUCGCCUGGCCCAUUGCCGGCCCGCUGACUGACCUGCUUUCCCGCAUGCUACGCUCCCGCAACAACGGCGUCCACAAGCCCGAACACCGCCUGCCCGCCCUCCUUGUGCCCUUUUUGAUCUGCCCCGCCGGUCUGGUCGUCUUCGGAUACACCAUGGCCCGCGAGGAGUCGUACCUCCGUCUCGCCGUGGGUGUCGCCAUGUCCACCGCCGCCCUGGCGCUCGUCCCCGCCGUCAUGCUCGCGUACGUGGUCGACGCAUACCCGGCCGUCAGCGGCGAAGCCCUCGUCCUCGUCAACGCGUCGAAGAAUAUCGUCGCCUUCGGGCUAGCCAAGGGCGCUGUCCCCUGGAUGGAAUCCCAUGGCGUGGGCCGCAUGUUCUACGAGAUGGCUGGCAUUGAGUGGGCGGUGCUUCUCCUUGCGUUGCCUUUGUAUUUUGCUGGACCGUCCAUUCGGUCACGGAUGAUGGGCAUGUUUGAUAAAUAG
Penicilliopsis zonata CBS 506.65 is the source of this 1452-nucleotide messenger RNA. RefSeq lists its product as hypothetical. The transcript is spliced from 6 exons. The record is from RefSeq and is a predicted model, not a curated record. Gene Ontology annotation, biological process: transmembrane transport. Gene Ontology annotation, molecular function: transmembrane transporter activity. The coding region runs from base 1 to 1452 and encodes 483 amino acids. NCBI's taxonomy places the organism in Eukaryota, Fungi, Ascomycota, Eurotiomycetes, Eurotiales, Aspergillaceae.